AUGGCAGACACCCUAUUUCUUGUUCUCAGAAAAAUUGCUCUCUCCCUCGGAGGAGCGGCGUCAGAGAAGCUGAGCACAGAGGUAGUGGAGGCAGCAUCGGUUCUGACGGAUUUCGAGCAUGGCAUGAAACAGAUCGAGGGCGAGUUCAUGAUUCUAAAGGCAUUUAUUGGCCAGGUUAGCGCACAGAAUGUUGGUGACAAGACAUUUGAUGCCUGGCUGGACCAAGUUAGAGAUGUUGCCCAUCAGGUAGAAGAUAUCAUUGACGAGUAUACUUUCCUCACUUCGCAAGCUGCGGGCAUAGACAGAUUCUUCAAGAGGAAAUUCCAUCAGGCUAAGAGCUUUGCAGCAUGGCGGAACCUGUCAAGCCAGAUUGAUCAAGUAGAAGCUCGAAUUCAGCGGCUCACUACAAUGAAAGAUCGUUAUGGAAUUUCUGUACGAGAACCGGGCAGGAGUAGCACACUACAAUAUGCCAGGCAGCUCUCUCUAUCAGAUUCUUCUUAUCUAUCUGAUGAUACUGAGUUAGUGGGCAAUGCCAGUGAAAUAAGUAUGUUGACACAAUGGCUACUCACAGAGCGACAAGACCGAUUGAUCAUGUCCAUCCUUGGCAUGGGAGGUCUAGGAAAAACAACCAUAGCAAGCAGUAUCUACAAAAAUCAACAGAUUAUCAGAAUGUUUGACUGUCAUGUGUGGGUGACUUUAUCUCAGAAUUAUCUAGUUGAAGACCUACUGAGGCAAAUCAUGAAGCAACUGAUGGACCAAAGAGCCUACAUGGCCAGUGGUAUCGAGACUAUGAGUCGUGUAAGACUAAUCGAGGAACUUCAGAGCUACCUACAGGACAAGAAAUAUCUGGUUGUCUUGGAUGAUGUAUGGGAUAGAGAUGACUGGUUAUUUUUGAAGCGUGCACUUGUAAUAAAUAAUCAUGGAAGUAGAGUGCUAGUGACAACUCGCAAAAAGGAUGUUGCUUCCUUAGCAAACGACGGAUUUGUUGUGGAGCUUAAAGUUCUUCCUUAUGCUGAAGCAUGGCACCUAUUCUGUCAAAAGGCAUUCCGUAGAUUAGAAGACAAAAUAUGUCCACUAAAUCUGAGGCUUUGGGCAGAGAAAAUUGUGAAAAAGUGCCAAGGACUUCCACUGGCUAUUGUCGCAGUUGGGAGCCUUUUGUCGUACCGAGAACUAGAGGAGCAAGAGUGGAGUUCUCUCCACAACCAACUUAGCUGGCAACUAGCUAACAAUCCAGAGCUCAGUUGGAUUGUGAGUGUUCUGAAUCUCAGCUUGAAUGAUCUCCCAAGUCAUUUAAAGAAUUGCUUCCUAUACUGCAGCCCUUUCCCUGAAGACUACAAGGUUAAAAGAAGAUGGAUCUGCAGGCUUUGGGUCGCAGAAGGUCUUGUUGAGGAAAGAGGUGCCGGGACAACAAUGGAGGAAGUUGCUGAGUGUUACCUAAAGGAGCUCACUCGUCGUUCUCUUCUUGAAGUUGCAGAAAGGAAUGUUCAUGGAAGAGCUAGCUCAUUUCAAAUGCAUGACCUUGUGCGCGAUGCAUGUCUGAUUGUUGCAAACAGAGAGAAGUUUGCUGUCGUAUACGGUGACCCUGGUAUAACCCAGGUUAACUCUGAAGUCCGCCGCUUGUUUGUUCAGAAGCAUGCUCGGUCUCUAAAGCUUGCUGCAGCGUCACGGAUCCGAUCUUUAAUCUUAUUUGACACACAAGUUGCAUCCUCUUGGAUAUAUGACAUUUCAUCAAAUUUCAGACUGAUCCGUGUCCUGUGUCUAAGGUUUGCUAACAUUCAUCAAGUGCCGGCUGUUGUCCCAGACUUGCUUAAUUUGCACUAUUUGGAUUUAGCUCACACAAAGGUUAAGCAUAUACCAGCAUCGCUCGGUAAACUUACGAACCUACAAGUUUUGGACCUGCGGUUCACCUAUGUGGAGCAGCUGCCAUGGGAAAUAACAAACCUGACUAAAUUGAGGCAUCUGUAUGUAUACAUGCUCCAUGAUUUUCAAGAAAGGAUAUUUGACUGCUUUUCUGCUACAAAUAUCCCUGGCAAUAUUUGCCGUCUAAAGAAUCUGCAAAGCUUACAAUCUGUUUCAGCCAACAAAAACCUACUUACGCAGCUCGGUGAGUUGACACUGAUGAGAAGUUUGGCUAUAAUGAAAAUGCGUCAAAACUACAUUGCAGAGUUAUGGGACUCCUUGGCCAGGAUGCCUAGCCUCAGUAGGUUGGUUAUUUUUGCAAACAGCAAGGAGGUUCUUAAUCUGAUAAAGAUAAAGCCCUUGCAAAAUCUAAAGUUUUUCUGGUUGAGAGGGAGGUUGUAUGAGGGAGUGCUCCCGCAGAUCUUUGCAAGUUUUGAGAAGCUCGCUGCGUUGAAACUUGAUUGUUCUUGUCUGAAGAAAGAUCCUAUUAACUCCUUUGCUCACACGCUGAAUCUAGUGUAUCUGAAUCUUUGCAGAACUUAUGAUGGGGAACAAUUAACAUUUCGUGCAGGAUGGUUUCCCAAGCUCAGUUCUCUUGCAUUAGUUGACAUGGAACGUUUAAAUUCGAUUGAGAUUGAGGAAGGCACAAUGAAGGUUCUACAUACUUUGGAGAUUGUUGGUCUAAAGAGUCUGAAGAUAGUGCCUCGAGGCAUCAAGCACAUUAAGACACUACAGAAGAUGGUUCUAACAGAUAUGCGAAAGGAGUUCAUGGAUAGGCUGCAUGCGGAUGACAGUGACAUUGUUGAGCAUAUACCUGACAUCCAGAGUUUUGACUCCUUCGAUUCUGAAGCUGUUAAGAAGAUGGUUCUUCUGCCACAUCUUGCAAAGAAAGCAAGCUUUAUUGUUUUGAAGAAAACAUAUUUACUGCUCCAUUUCUAA
Messenger RNA from Triticum turgidum subsp. durum (durum wheat), 2838 nucleotides. The record is from the annotation of a GenBank genome assembly. NCBI's taxonomy places the organism in Eukaryota, Viridiplantae, Streptophyta, Magnoliopsida, Poales, Poaceae.